AUGGAUAUUCUGUUCCAGACGUGUACUCUGCUCGAAGAUCUCCGUUUGGAGUGUUCGUUCCGUGCUGCCAUUCCUACGUCGAUCGAACGGCUCACAUUGCUCAGGAACCUGCAUCUCGAAACAAGCGCCACGCGUCUUCCCGACACAUUGACCUCCUUGCAGUCUCUCAAAAACCUCGUGCUGCACGCUUCCCGUCUCGAGGCCUUACCUCAAGAAUUCGGCAAUCUGGUUCUCCUAACGUCGCUUGAGCUGCACGGGUGCAGCUCCCUGGCGUCGUUUCCAGAAUCCUUCGGUCAGCUUUCCAGUCUGAGCCGUCUCUCUCUCAACAACUCUUCAAGGUUGCGCCUGCCGGCCUCUCUCACUGGACUUUCUUCUCUCACUGCCCUGGAGGUUCGAGAUUGCGAGUUUUCUCUCCCGCCACCCGUCGAUUUCACUCAACUGUCGAGGCUCGAAACUCUCAUCAUGGAAGAAGUAACGGGACUGCACGACCUUAUCGAGGCUCUGGAGCAUCUUCGGCGGCUCAAGAGUCUAAUCUUGAAAAACUGCAUCGAGAUAACGUCGCUGCCGGAGUCUCUUUUCCGCCUGCCUUCACUCACCAGUCUCACGCUUCACAUGGCAGAAAUAUCAGCUCUGCCUGACGAUAUUGGGCGCUUGUCCAAGCUACAGACACUCGUGCUGGAGUUGGAAGAGCUCACAACUCUUCCUGAUUCAAUCUCUCUGGUUACCACGCUCCAAGAGCUCUCCCUCAGAAACCUUUCCUACCUGUCGUCACUGCCCGAGAACUUCGGGCAGCUGAUUGCUCUUCAAAAGCUGCCCCUGAUCAGCCUUGGCCAGCUCACAGGCCUGCCCGAAUCCCUCGGGCAGUUGACAGCUCUUCGGGAGCUGAAAAUCGUGGAGUGUAGGCAGCUGAAGCAACUUCCUGACACCCUAUCCCAGCUUUCUUCUCUCGAGCACCUGACAAUCGAGAUUUGUCCGGACCUCUCGGUCCUGCCCGAUGAAAUGGGGAACGGUAUGCAGCAGUUGCUCUAUCUGCAUUUGGAGCACUGCUCGUCUCUCACCCACCUUCCUCCAUCCUGCUCCGCCCUGAAGUCCCUUGAAACCCUCAAGAUCGUGCAAGCUAAACGCUUCAGAGGCACCCUACUGGACGGCUUCUGCUGCUUGACAAGCCUCAAGGAGUUGGUGCUGCAAGGCAUGCCUCGACUAGCCGCCCUUCCUGCCUCCUUCUCAGGCGUCUUUUCACUCACCAGCCUGGAAAUUAUCAAUUGCCCUAAAGUACCGGAUUUUCCUGAGGGGAUCGGACGGCUGGAGGCGCUUGAGGAGGUCAGGAUCGCACGGAUGGGCUCCCUGAAGCGUCUCCCUGCGUCGCUUGUUGAGCUGCCCCGAGUUAGGGUGUUGGAGGUGCGGGUAUGUGAUGGGGUUGGCGCGUUACUAGGAGAUGAGAUAGUGCUGAAACGCACUACCAAGGGUGGUCCUUCGGUAAUUUUCGACAGCACCGCCAGCAGCAGCAGCAGGAAACUUCUUCCAUCCGUUCGAAGCCUCAAGAUAAGGUCUCUCCCUUUCCUAACCAUCGGCCCGUCCCUUGGCCAGCUCUCCUCUCUAACGAAGCUGAAGAUCAUAGAGAUGGAUAACCUUUUAGCACUCCCUGAGUCCAUCUCUCGACUCUCGCAGCUGAAAAAGCUCCGAAUCGAUUUUGCCUUGAAGAUUGAGGCACUGCCGGCCAGCUUGGGAGGGCUGUCAGCGUUGAGGGUCUUGCAACUGCGUUAUUUAAGAAUACGGGAGCUGCCCGAGUCAUUCGGGCAGCUGAAAAUGCUCGAGACGCUGGAAAUCAUUGACUGCGACAAGCUGAAGAAACUUCCAGGAUCCUUCGGGAAUCUGUCCAAGUUACAAGUCUGUACCUUCACCAAGCUUGCGAUCUCGACAUUUCCAGUCAACUUCUGGAAGCUAUCUUCCCUCCAAGAGUUGGUUCUCUUGGGGUUAAAGCAUCUCCGCAGCUUGCCAGAGUCAUUCUCUAAGCUGCCUAAGCUACAGGUGCUGCUGGUGAUCGUGUGCAAAAAUCUAGCUCACCUGCCGUCUUCCAUCCGGAGAAUGCCGACUUUGCGUUUGAUGUUAGUGACUGCCCUUUGCUUUCACGGGCAGACAGGAGGGGGAUUCGCGCACGGCGAAGAUGACGGGGAUGAAGAUGGCUGGGGGGCGAGCGAUGAGGAUGAGGAGGAUAACCCGUUGUUUUAG
This is a messenger RNA of Closterium sp. Yama58-4, 2229 nucleotides long. The record is from the annotation of a GenBank genome assembly. NCBI's taxonomy places the organism in Eukaryota, Viridiplantae, Streptophyta, Zygnematophyceae, Desmidiales, Closteriaceae.